Molecule: messenger RNA, 594 nt
Organism: Micromonas commoda
Lineage: Eukaryota; Viridiplantae; Chlorophyta; Mamiellophyceae; Mamiellales; Mamiellaceae
Exons: 2
Biological process (GO): phosphorylation
Molecular function (GO): transferase activity, transferring phosphorus-containing groups
Source: RefSeq, a predicted model, not a curated record
GAGCCGCAGAGGGAAUUUGUGUCAUCCGCCAUCGUCUCCGCGGAGGCUCUCCUCGGUAUCAUCGGUCAGAUUUUGGAUUUUGCCAAGCUGGAGAGUACCAGCGGGAUGCAUCAGGAGCUCGUGAUCGAGUCGUUCGACAUCAACGAGAUGGUCAACGAGCUCGUAGACAUCGUCGGCCACCAGGCGAACAAGAAUCAAGUCGAGCUCGUCCUCGACGUCGCGCCCGAGCUCGACGGUCUCAACGUGAGGGGCGACAAGUUCCGGCUUCGCCAGGCGCUCAUCAACGUCAUCAACAACAGCAUCAAGUUCACGCGCGAGGGCGGCGAGGUGAUCGAGAACGAUUUCCUGGCGCCGCACGCGCCGAGGGUCGUCGUCGCGUUCGAGGUUUGCGACAACGGCAUCGGCAUCGCUCGAGAUAAGCUCAAGCUCAUAUUCAUGCCCUUCGGCCAAGCCUCCGUCUCUUCGACGCGAGAGUACGGCGGUACCGGUUUGGGCCUGGCCAUCACCAACAACAUCGUCCAGUCGGUGGGCGGCACGAUAACCUGCUCGUCCGAGCUCGAAAAGGGCACGACGAUGGUGCUCAGCGUCCCCCUC